AAGGUCGAUUUCCUUCCCUUCUAAAUUCCGCCCCUUUGCUCUGUUUCUUCGUCCCGUCUCCAGCGCCUGCGAGUCCGCGCCCUGCGUGGUCUGCCGGCGCGAACAGUCGACGAAGUGGGGCUACGCUUCGCUAGCCACACGGUGAUCGUCGUCCUUCUACGAGCUUCUGUCACGCACAACCGCGCUAUCGUCUGGUGCCGCCGUCUUUCCCUGGAUUAAGAUGGUAAAGUUGACAAUGAUAGCACGUGUUACUGAUGGCCUACCUUUAGCAGAAGGAUUGGAUGAUGGUCGUGACCAGAAAGAUGCUGAUUUUUACAAGCAGCAAGCAAAGCUUUUAUUUAAGAAUCUCUCAAAAGGGCAUUACGAGGCUUCUAGAAUGUCAAUUGAGACUGGCUCAUACUUCUUCCACUACAUUAUUGAGGGCCGUGUUUGUUACCUAACAAUGUGCGAUCGUUCCUACCCCAAGAAGCUUGCUUACCAAUACUUGGAAGACCUUAAGAAUGAGUUUGAAAGAGUCAAUGGAAAUCAAAUUGAAACAGCUGCAAGACCUUAUGCUUUUAUCAAAUUUGAUACUUUCAUACAGAAGACUAAGAAACUUUAUUUAGAUACUCGUACCCAGCGAAAUAUUGCUAAGCUGAAUGAUGAACUGUAUGAAGUCCACCAGAUAAUGACUCGCAACGUGCAGGAGGUUCUUGGUGUUGGUGAAAAGUUAGACCAGGUCAGUGAAUUAUCCAACCGGUUGACAUCUGAGUCCCGAGUCUAUGCUGAUAAGGCAAAGGAUCUAAAUCGACAGGCUUUGAUUAGAAAAUGGGCUCCGGUCGCCAUUGUGCUUGGAGUCGUCAUGCUCCUCUUCUGGAUUAGAAAGAAGAUUUGGUGAAAUCUGAUAAUAGAUUCUCUCUUAUUGUCUCUGCAUUAUGGGCCAAUUUCGCUGUGUUGACCAUUUUGAUAGAUGUUCAGAACUUCAGACAGACUGUAAGAUGUAAAAAGGGGUGGAAUUUCUCAGGCCAUUCAAGAAAAAUCAGGUGCACUCAUUUUUACCAGUUGCCAGAAUCUUUAAACUCAACAUUUAUAGAGGUUCAUACUACAACAAUGCUGAAAAUUUUGCGACGAAUCCAAAUGGAAUAUUGGUUCAUUUGUGUUGUUUUCUUUUGGAUAUUGUGCAGCGUCUUAAUCUCCCAUAAACAAUGUAGAGCAAUUUACUAUAAAAACCUUUACAAGUGAUAUUUAUUAAAA
Molecule: messenger RNA, 1233 nt
Organism: Zingiber officinale
Lineage: Eukaryota; Viridiplantae; Streptophyta; Magnoliopsida; Zingiberales; Zingiberaceae
Product: 25.3 kDa vesicle transport protein-like
Exons: 6
Coding region: 221-877 (218 amino acids)
Biological process (GO): retrograde vesicle-mediated transport, Golgi to endoplasmic reticulum; endoplasmic reticulum to Golgi vesicle-mediated transport; vesicle fusion with Golgi apparatus
Cellular component (GO): endoplasmic reticulum-Golgi intermediate compartment; SNARE complex; Golgi membrane
Molecular function (GO): SNAP receptor activity
Source: RefSeq, a predicted model, not a curated record